AUGUUGAACGGUAGCACCAUAGGGAGACCCAGCUCCGCUUAUCCUGGUGCUUCACAUAUCGCAGAAGCAACAACACCAGGCGAGAUAGGCGGUCCAGUAGAAGAGACUGAAUUGAAUGGGUACCUCAGCGCGAACAGGAAGGUCGCACAGGCAACGCCUCUUGUCCAAAAUCAGGUCCACGGGCGUUCGACGGCACAUGCUUUUGACGAGCAUAUCCAUGUGGGGUCGCCACCAGUGCAAAACGGCAUCAGCCAGCUGAAUGGAGGCAAUUUUGGACCACUAGUUACGGCUUCGCAUGCGAACGACGGUGUCGCAUUUGAGUUCCAUCCAUCUGGUAUCUUUAUUCCGAGUUCUCGAAAUUCGAACCAGCAAGGGCCGCCGGGUGCGUUCGCUCCGGAGUGGGCACCGUGCGCACGCACAUGGACAGCAGCACCAGCGCAGACGGUAGCAGGAGCAGUUUAUACCUAUCCACAUCGCAAUCCGGCCGCAUGGGCCAAUAGUGCCGAUGGCCGUUAUUUUUCUCGUAGCUUGGGCCGAGGACUGUCGCCUGGGCACUCGAACGCCAUACCCAUUCAUGGGGUGCAAAAACUGGGACACACCGCCUCGCCUUUGAAGCAGGAAAGUAUAGAGCCUGGUUGCCUAACUGAUUAUUAUGAUCGAAAUCGAGUAGCGAUUCAAUUGACUGGAAAACUGAUAGCUUCCGGGCAGUUGGAAUCGCUGCUGGAGCAGUCACCUGAAGACGAGCAUGUUACGGUAUGGCAUCCAGCCACAGGCCGAACGGUAGCCGGAAAUGCCGCACCGUAUCGUCGCAAUCUGGAUGCCUGGCUAGAGAAGAAUCCCGGAUGGGUCGAAAAAUCGUUUGAGGAGAAGAGCUCCAAGCGCCGACGAGCGUCCCGGCGCUCGCGAGCGGCGAUGGCGGCAUUUUCAUCCUUAUCUACUGCCAACGACCACGUUCGCGAUAUCCUCAAAGAGGUAGACCAGAAAGUGCGUGAAGCACUUCGGGAGAGAAGACGCACAGGCACUCCAGAGGAAGCGAUGAUGGUUGCUGAAACAGUACCCAUCGCCUCUGAGGCCUCAUUCCAAGACUCGUUCACCACGACUGUUAUGAAUUAUGUGUUGAAAGACUGGACAUCAGAUGAAGUCGUUCGCCUGGUGGAAUUGAUCGUGCGCUGCAGUGAAGAGCUGGCCCAUUUGGGGCAUGGAGUCGAUUCAGACGACGAAUGCUGUGAUCUUGCUGAGCUGGCGGAGCACGGCUCGAUCGAGGCGAACAUUACAGAAAGUUUUCUGAAUUGUCGAAAGCAUCGUUCGCGAGGUCCGUGCUCAGUUGCGAUGCCUCUACGCACGUGUGCCGCACAAAGAGAAGUUGCCCCUGGAAGUGGUGGUGGAGUUGGCGGCGGCAGCGGCAGCGGCGGUGGCCAGCUUGUCCCGCUUGACAUGGAUGAUAUACAGUUCGUGCCUUCACCUGUACGUAACGAGACGCCGUGCGAAAUUCAUCCCCAUUCGACUGAUACAAAUUCGGCUUGGAGAAAAAUUUUUGAGGCGCUGCCCUCAAAACACCCGAGCUCCGUGAUUCUUCGCACCCAUAUUUUGUUUUCGCAGGUGCUCCUAGCAGCUGCACAUCGCGGUACGCUGACCAAUCUUAUACAGAGCCCGUCACCGACAAGUUCCACAAGCUUGGGGAGAACGCAUCUCGAGCACUUGAACCGUGCGCUUUCAUCGAGUCACGAUUCAUCGUACGGUGCCGAGCAGCUCGCUGGCUUUGCAAGCCUGGGGCUCCAUGCGCACUCGCCUUCAGUGUCACCAGCGACAGGGCUGAGCUGCAGCGCUCCGACGGAGAGCAAUGGAACACCGCGUAGUAUGUUCCGUGAUGUGCGGGUCACGGUCUGGGACCCUACGACUGGGAAAACCAUCUCCGGCAACGCGGCUCCAUGUUGGCGAAACCUUGAAAUUUGGAUGAAAGAGCAUCCGGGCUGGUGUGUCAAACCUGAAGAUGAACUGAGCGCCUCUAGACGAUCGAAACACAAGCGAGCUCGUGAACUGGGCAUUCCUUGUUCCUCAAGUCCGUUUCCAGCCUCAGUCAGCGGCUUUGAAACCGCUCUGGCGGAGAUACGCACGAGAAGUGAUCGUCUACCAGGGAGCCGAUGCGCCGUCGCUGCAGGACAAGCAGACUAUAGUUCUAUGGCGCAUUCUUUACCGGAUGAGCAUGACUGCAUCGAGGGUCUCCUCAUGAUGCACGCUGGUCGUCCACUUGGGAAUGCCCGAGCUGAGGUUGCGGAUCUUCGCGCGUCACCCUAUGGAAAGCCACCGUUACCACCACAGCCACUGCUGCUGACGACGAGUUCUGACCAGAGCUCCACCCCAGAGACCAUGCACGCCAAUGGAGAGACCGCGUGA
Molecule: messenger RNA, 2394 nt
Organism: Cyanidioschyzon merolae strain 10D
Lineage: Eukaryota; Rhodophyta; Bangiophyceae; Cyanidiales; Cyanidiaceae
Exons: 1
Coding region: 1-2394 (797 amino acids)
Molecular function (GO): protein binding
Source: RefSeq, a predicted model, not a curated record